AGACAACGGGAUCCACCUCCCGCUCUUUUCCUUCAUCCUUCUCCUUCAGCUUCCAAUGCCUCUCUACCACCAAAUGGCCCACCGCCUACUGUUCCCUUUCUGGGCCAGCCAAACCUGACGCCUGGCUACCGCUCAAAUGCUGAGCGUGCACCUUCUGUCCGUUCCGGCACCGUUCUCACGCCGAGCCCCCAACGGCCUGGCCUCUUUCCCGCGGAAAGCACUCGAGCAACUGGUGACCGGACGGAUCUCUUAUGGUCUGAGAUGCAAGCAACUCUCGAGGACGUUGAGCUUUCAGCAUCUGGAGGAACUCACGUGUUUGGACCCGAUCAUGACCGCAAGCUGGCUGAUCUAAGAGCUGCUCAGAUUGCUCUUGCUCAAGCCUGGGCCAGGAGUGAAGCAGACGAUGUGAUAGAGACAGCGCAGCACGACCAUGCCUCCAUGGCCAUUGGAAGCAGCAGCAUCCCACGUCCUAAUAGCAGCGGGGCAGGAGUCGAGGGGCUUGGUGACAAGCUGGAAGAAGAGACAGAAGUGGAUAUUCUACUUGCGCGGAAGAGGAGAGAAGCCAACGAUCGGUAUUUCCAGCGAGUCAACCAAGGAGUUAUCGACGUUGUCACCCGAUUGGAGGAUGUUGCUCUGGCUAUGAGGGCUGUUGAGCAAGAAAGCAAGGAGGUGUGGAAUGAAACUGAAGGU
Fusarium vanettenii 77-13-4 is the source of this 690-nucleotide messenger RNA. RefSeq lists its product as uncharacterized. The record is from RefSeq and is a predicted model, not a curated record. The transcript is spliced from 2 exons. The annotation marks the transcript as partial. Lineage: Eukaryota; Fungi; Ascomycota; Sordariomycetes; Hypocreales; Nectriaceae.